AAUAAGAAUUGAGUCCUCUUUCAACCAAGUAUCGCAAUUUAUUAUGUUAAUGAUUAUAUAAAUUCAUAGUAUAUAUUUUAUAUUUUACAAUAGUAAUAUAGAUAAGCUAACGCGUUCAAAUUUGACUUAGUGAAAUCUUAGAUUCCAUUAUGAAAAAUAUUUCCGUAAUGUAGAGUACUAUUCUAGUUCAAAAUCUUCGCGCUACCAAUAAUUAGCAAUGAUCAGCGCCAACUUCACAACUGACAACCGACUCGAUCCACCGCCACUAGCCAGUUCACGUAGUAAGGAAAAAAGCGCUGUUGGCGUGACUGCAUUCUGGAAGCGAGACAGAGAAAGAAAAAAGAAAAGCGAUACCUAUAGCGUGGCUAGAGCAACAACGCGGCCCGGGAAGAAAAUUUUCGCGCGUGCCAUCCCCUUUGGAGAUACUGUACAAUACAAAGCAUGCGUCAAACUUAACCUCGUCGUCUGCCCUCCUCGUCAUUGCACGACUGUGUGUGCAGAACAGAGUAAAUAAUGGCUAAGACAAGUGUCAGCGGCGAUCUGCUGCAGCAAGCCUUUCAGCAGGUGAUCGACGAGGACGAGUCACCGCCUGACCUUAUGAACAUCCUUGGUAAUUCCGACGACGAUAACCAAGUGAUACAACUCAGUGCCGAACAGGCAGCAGCACUUGGUAUCACAUUUAAAAUCGUCGACGAGCCUCAGGAAGUAGAGCAGCAGCAAAGUCUCGUUGAAAAUGAUUCUCAGAGGAUCAUCUCCGAGCUCACACAGAGCGGACUAUUUAGGCCUAGCAAUGAGGAUGGAGUUGACUUUGAGUGGACUGUACAGGAGACUGAACCACAAGAUAUUUAUCAAGAUGAAACGAUUAAUGCUAAUAAUGUAUCAGUCAAUGAUAACCUAAAUCAAUGUCAGAAUAAUACAACUUCUCAAGAUCUGAAUAAUAUUCAAGCUCAGAUUCAAUCCAAUGAACAGAAUAAUUUUGGGCAACAAGAUUUUAUAAGAACUACCAUAUCACAAUGUAACGGAAACGAUUUACAAAAUACAGUUCAAUUGAAUAUACCUCAAAGCACUUUGCAGACAAAUGUUUCAGAAACUCAAGCACAGAUUUUACAAAGGUAUCCUAUUAUUCUUCCUUCAUCCCAGUUGAUUUUCAAACCAGCACAGACAGUUCUUACUCCGGUUAAAAGUAUUAGGAUAUUAUCAAAUAAUAGCUCUAAGACACAGACAUCACAGAAUUCAUUAUUAUUACCGAAAACUAAUGUAAUAAAUACCAUAUCACCACAAAUAAUUAAGGCUAUGCCAGUUGGAACACAUUUCAUGAGCACAGCAAAUAACAUAUCAAUGCAAAUGUUGAAUACAUCUAGAAUAAUCCCCAAAACAUGUGAUAGUAGUAAUAGUAAUAAGUUAAUCAAUGAGCCACACAAUACAAUAAACAUUGGUAAUAUAUCUACAUUAGGUCACAAUAUGAUUCGUCAGUCUUCUGUACAAAAGUCUGUCCCAGCACAAAUACAACAAAAGACCAAUCUCCAGCAGUAUUUUGGCCCUAUUUUGAAAACAAAUUGUAAUAUUGUUGCAUCCAAAAAUACUUUGCUUCACAGUAAUACAAUUAAACAUACUGUUUCAAAUCCACUAUUGAAGUCUAUUCAAUGUCCAGCACAGUCAUUCAAAACUACAAAUGUAAAAAGUCCAUUAAUAGCAAAGAAUUCAAACACUCCAAUUAUAUUCAGAACAACACCAGUUAUGAAGCAUGAUAAUGCUAGGUUAAUAACUGAAUCAAGCUCAACUACUAAAUUGCAGACUGUUUCAAGCCCUGUGUCACUUUUGAAGCCACAAACCAAAGUUGCAAAUAAUAGUUUGACUACACAGAAUAUUGUAAAUGUAUUACAAUCUACACAGAAAACUCCACUAGUAAAGCUAGUACAAUCUUCUGAAGGAUUGAAACCGCUAGUUACUGCAAAACUGAAACAAAAUGUCAAUUCUCUUAUGAAAGCAAUGAAAAAGAAGCCUAUUUCUCAAAAUCCUAUUAGCUUAAAAUCAGAUGCACCUGAUCCAAGCAAGCCUUUAGGUUCUAGUGAAAAUCCCAUCCAAAUAGUGCAACAAGGGAAUUCAUAUCACAGUAUGCAGCGUUUAUCACAAGCUCAACUGAAACACAUAGCUCAACUGCUGCAGCAACGCAAAGAAGAGACAAACAGUAGUAACGAAAAAGUUGUGUAUCGACUGGUAUUUCCUGACGAUAUUGACUCGAAAAUGAAAAAUUCAAAUUCGUUACUCAAAAAUAAAGCUGGGAAACGCGGUAGGCCUAAGAAAAGUGCAAUAAAAACCUCUAUUUCCCAAAACAAACUUUCGACGGAAGAGGAACACGACGAUUCAAAGGACGAGCGAAAAAAAAUAGUGGCCCGAACAAGGUCAGGCCGACUGUCCCGACCGCCUCGCCACAUGGUACGUGAUUACAAGCAUCUGCAUCACUUAGACUUUACACAGCCAGACUUGGAUGAUUCUGACGGAGGUUAUAGCGAUUACAAUACAAAUGGAAGUGGUAAAACCGAGGAAGAAGAUGGCAGUCAGAGAACAGAAUUGUUGGCCGGUCUUGAGAUGCCCAAACGAAAGAUUUCCGACCAUUUUAGGUGCCCUACGUGCAACAAAAUUUAUCUGGGCAGGACGCGCAUGUCCAGGCACUUUGAAAUGCACCCCGAUCACGGGAGUCCGGAUCAGUUGCCACCGCCUACUCCCGAUCCUGAGUUGAAGACACCUGCAUUGGAUACACUCAAACGAAAAGGCAAAAAGCGGGGGCCUUGGGCUUACGUGACACCCGAAGCGAAAUCCGAGCGUCGUCAACAAAAACUACAAGAAGCAAUUUCGGUAUGUGAAGGAUCAGAAAUAGUGAAAAUUGCAGGCAAACCAGUGGCUAACUCACUCUCGCUCUAUGAUUUACUUCUCCUCAAAUCCGAUAACAAUGUCCAUACGUUCUUGUCCGAGAUCAAAGAGUUUAUCGAUAGGAUACGUGAAAAGUCGAGAAGUAUUUUCUCUCCUGCCAAUCACGAGAGCACUUUGACCAAUGACGUGAUAGAUCUCAGCGAAGAUGCACUCUGCGAAACUCUGAACAUGAGAUCUGGAUUUUACCAAGUUAACGAAACAUUGUCAUUUGAAGAAUCAGAGACCAAUGUUGGUGAAACUUUUGACAUUGAUAAUGGUAUGGAGCCACCACUUAAAAGACAAAAGACUGAUGAUAUUUUGGAAGAAGGUAAAGAAAAUAUAGAAGAAAGGUUAUCGAGUGGUUUCUCAGAAAGCUCAGAUCUUAGCGUGUCGGAGUUCCUUAAUGAUCGUCGAAACGAUCCAUCUGCUAACUGUCCAGAAGUAUUGAGCGCUCUAACUCUCGUACCAAGAAAUAAUUGUUCGAAUUCACUUAACGAUGUAACGAAGGUGAAUAACGUAUCGAAGGUCUUGAACAGCGGCGCUGAGGUUCAGACAACAGACAAUCCUGGAUUCCAAAAAUUGAGUAUCAACGUUGCAUCAAACAAUAGCUCAAGCUUCUUAAAAGAAGGCGAGUUUACAAAGUUAGGGGAUAGUUUAGAUUCCAGUUGCACCGACGUGUUCACGAAACUCAAUGGCAGCUACGAGCAAGCAAAAAUGGAUAAUAUGCAGAACACGUUUAUCAAAUUAGAGCCAACAGAAGAUGGGUUUAUCAAGUUGGGCAAUGGUAUGCUCAACUCUUUCCAUCAAGAGAUGGAAGAUUUUGGAAAGAUACAGAGUAAUGGUUUCCACUUUAUAUCUGCUAGUUCUACCGAUAGUUUCAAUGAAGGAUUCAGAAAGUUAAUCCCAAAAAAAAUGGAUUCUAACGAAGAAGAGCUUAAAUCUGAUGACAGUAAUCAUCACGAGAAUACUAUUCAGAUAACGACAAACUGCAGCAACCAUAGUCCGGAUUCAAAUAUUUUCGAUGGCUCACAUAAUUUGGAUAUAUCGAAAAUGGAAAAUUACGACCACAUCACACACUUGGACAUUCUGAACAGUAGUUCUGGCAUUGAUAAGAAUCUCAUGAUCGAUGAGAAACUUGUUGAACACUUACAUCUUGUUGACAGUUCUAAUAUCGAUGAUAUUGUCUCGGAAAGAUUAAAGAGUAUUUUACCGGAGAAUUUACUUGAAAGUAAUUUGUUAAAUGGCAAUAGUCAUCUGGAUGCUGAUCUUGACUUUGACGAGUUGAGCGAAGAAUUCAAUAGAAACACUAGGAGUUGAUA
Molecule: messenger RNA, 4229 nt
Organism: Phymastichus coffea
Lineage: Eukaryota; Metazoa; Arthropoda; Insecta; Hymenoptera; Eulophidae
Exons: 7
Coding region: 514-4227 (1237 amino acids)
Source: RefSeq, a predicted model, not a curated record